GUGUUUGGUUUUGAACUUGCGAUGCACGGCUGUAUUUAUAUUUAAAUUUAGUGAAUGAUCGUCCUCAUGAUAUUUAGUUGCUCCGUUUAUAUAUAAAAAACAAUGAACAGUUUUAAUAGAAUAGUUGUACUAUUGGUACUAAUUAUCUGUAAAGAAAUAACUACUGAAUGUACAAUACCUGUAGUGUUGCGGAAUACUUGGUUUUCUUAUGAAAAUGGAAAACAAACCAUCACCGAUAUUAACGCAAGUGAUAUGACUGGAAGGGGGCGAUGUGUAAAUAUUAAAGCCGAUUACCAUGUGAAUUACACUAUGGUAUUUCACUAUACAAACUGUUACUAUUGUGUUAAACUUAUCGUACGAACUGUCAAUGUUCUGGAGAAGAUUGAAACGCCUUGUGUUGAUCUUGCCCCUCACGAGGAACCAACAGUUGAAAGAGUGUGUAGAGGACUAAAUCCUGAUCAACAUCUUGUUACAUUAUUUUCAGAGAAUUAUGUUCCGGUUAAUUGUCGGUCUUCAUUAGAAGGAGUAUGGCAGUUUGCAUACCAAAACCGGUUCAGAUUUACUGGAGAAUGCAACCAUCCAGAUAACCAGAUAAAAUCAUGUCAGACUGCUGGUACACAAUUUUUAAUUACAAAUCAGAAAUUUAAUAUCACCUAUAGAAAGUGUCCAGGGAUGUCUGAAACUUUUGAUGGAGUAGUAGAGUUUAGCUGUCUAGGUCAUUGGUUUGUGGACAAAAAUCAUUUCUUUGCUGUGGCAAAUACAAAAGAAUCUCGCAAGGAUGAAAAAUACCGCUGCUUCUUGAAGAACAGAGAUGAUGAUUUAUACAUUGGAGCUUCAAUUACAGCACAAUGUAACACUCUGAAAACUGUUGAGAAAUCUCCAGAAAGAUACAGAAUUACUCCUGUUAAGGCUGAAUUUGUUGAACCUGGCUGUCGACUCCCUCAAAACUUCUCAGGAGAAUGGAUUAAUACUGCUAAUAUUGAUGCUGAUGUUUUCAUUAAUGAAACACAUAUAAUAGAGACAUAUUACCCAGAUGAAGCUAGGUAUAGGAGAAUUAUAUAUGUUUGCAGAGAACAAAGGGAUAGCCGAGUAAUGAUGUCAAGGCUUACUGUUGAUGGUUGUCAAAAAGAUUACAUAUGUUUCAACUUCGUUCCACAACAUCAUAAUGUUAUCAGAUUUCGUAAGGGUCUCGCUAUGAUUCAGAGUGACUUUCACACAGUUUGUUCUUGGGUACAGUUUCCCAAUAAGCAGAAAUGGCGUUACGACAUAUUCUUGAAAAAGGAUCCAUCGCCAAUCCGUUGCCCUGUUGCUGGGAAAUUUAAUUUCACCCAAAAGGGAGAUGUAAGAUUUGAAACAAGAAUUCUUGGCGGCGUCACAUUGAGUCCUCGUCCCAACCUAUAUUGCAAACUAAACAUCAGUGAUUUCUCUGUUUGUGACACUGAUCAGAAAACUAUACAAAUUAAGGAAAAUUACUGUUUGACAGUAGAUCACUUAGGAAGGCCUGUAGACAUAUACAGUGACCCUGAUUAUAGGAUGAAAUGCAUUGGAUAUUGGAAAGAGAAUCUGAAAUCCUACCUCAUUACAUAUGAUGAAUUGGAUCCAUAUUCAAAGUAUAGAUGUUGGGUAUAUCAAAGAGCUGAUUUAAAUAGAAUUUUAAUGUCUCAAGCAUUGGGACCCUACUGUGACUUAAAUCAGGACGUCACAUCAUGGAACUACACAGAGGGUGCUGCAGUUGCUGUCGCAAUGGAGGAGUAUGAGAGAGAGCGUGACCAGUGUCCAAUGCAUUUCGAUGAUGGCAGUGAUCCCUGGUCAACAGAGGAGAAUUUCGUCAAAGUGUUCACAUUCUCUUAUUCAUUCUGGAGAAGCAACAAUUCUGUUAUGAUAGGCACUAGCCUAUAUGUAACAAUCCUGGCAGUACUGACCUUUUUCUCACUUUAAUUAGGAAUGUAAAAUACUACAUACAGACUGAAAUAUACACUUAGCACUAAUAAAAGUUUUCAGGCUGCUGCUUUAAAUAAUUCUUUCUUUGUAUUCUAGUUUUUUACUUUAGCUUUAGACUAUUAGCUGAUGUUAAAUUAUUACUUAAGUGAAUAACAUGUUUCACACAAAAAUUUUUACUCAUGCACACACUCAGUGCACAUUACUUAACUCACAUAACUCACAUUUAUAGAUCUUAACAAUUCAAUAAAUAUAGAAAGUUGACAUAUCAACAAUAACAAUCUCUUUUAGAUAUGGUAAGUCGAAGUUUGUGCCUUAUAAUAUGCUUAAAUAGGUACCAUUAAUUAAGUUUAUGGAUAAGUGUAAUAGAAAAUUAAGAAAGGUGAUGAUAAACAUAAAAAAAUUACAUUUGUAAAUAAUAAUUAUUAUAAUUUUAUUACUUGCUUUAUACAAAAUAAGUUAAACAGCUUGUGUAUUAAUUACACUAAUAUUCCAUCCAAUAUUUAAUUGUAUAUCUCAGAGAUGAUUUUAUAUGUAUUUUUUAUUUUUAUAAUUUUUUGUGUUCAUUUUUAUUACUUAAUAAAAUUCUUUGAAGACUU
Molecule: messenger RNA, 2537 nt
Organism: Diatraea saccharalis (sugarcane borer)
Lineage: Eukaryota; Metazoa; Arthropoda; Insecta; Lepidoptera; Crambidae
Source: the annotation of a GenBank genome assembly